GGUCGACACCGUGCACACCAGCUUCCGGAUCCCGAUAAACGUCGGACUCUUUCUUGUUGGACACGUGCGACGUGUACGUAAACUGGUUCAGCGCUGAUCAAUUUUUCUCUAUUUCAAAUUGAUCAUCUCGACCGGGAAUAAAACGCAGCAAUGGCAAGUCUUAAGACAGAUAAUCCAGAGAAACCUGGUCAGGAAACUGCACCAAUCCAUCGGAUCCGUAUUACACUGACCUCAUGUAACGUCCGUUCCCUUGAGAAAGUGUGUACAGAGCUUAUCACUGGAGCUAAGAAACAGAAACAGAAGCUGAAGGUGAAAGGACCUGUCCGUAUGCCAACCAAGAUUCUUAGGAUUACGACACGUAAAACACCUUGUGGUGAAGGUUCAAAGACUUGGGAUCGCUUCCAGAUGCGAAUUCAUAAGAGGGUAAUUGACCUUUACUCUCCGUCUGAAAUUGUGAAGCAAAUAACCAGCAUCUCGAUUGAACCUGGUGUAGAAGUUGAAGUUACCAUUGCUGACGAAUAAACCAUUGAAAUGAAAUUUCAAUAAAAUGUUUGAAUAAAAAAUUAAAAAUUAAAAUA
This is a messenger RNA of Neodiprion fabricii, 578 nucleotides long. It is a transcript of the gene RpS20, whose product is annotated as 40S ribosomal protein S20. The record is from RefSeq and is a predicted model, not a curated record. Gene Ontology annotation, molecular function: structural constituent of ribosome. The transcript is spliced from 3 exons. Gene Ontology annotation, cellular component: cytosolic small ribosomal subunit; ribosome. Gene Ontology annotation, biological process: translation. Bases 151 to 522 code for a protein of 123 amino acids. NCBI's taxonomy places the organism in Eukaryota, Metazoa, Arthropoda, Insecta, Hymenoptera, Diprionidae.